Molecule: messenger RNA, 1245 nt
Organism: Anopheles marshallii
Lineage: Eukaryota; Metazoa; Arthropoda; Insecta; Diptera; Culicidae
Gene: prtp
Product: thioredoxin domain-containing protein 5 homolog
Exons: 2
Coding region: 1-1245 (414 amino acids)
Biological process (GO): protein folding
Cellular component (GO): endoplasmic reticulum
Molecular function (GO): protein disulfide isomerase activity
Source: RefSeq, a predicted model, not a curated record
AUGGCCGUAAUGCAGCGAACCGUCACCGUAAUGGUGGCACUGCUGGUCACGCUGGCCAGCGGACACUCGGAUACGACCAGCGUCCAUCUGACGAAGGACAACUUCCAGACGGAGCUCGAUGGUAGCAGCUACUUCGUCAUGUUCUACGCACCGUGGUGCGACUAUUGCAAAAAGCUGGCCCCGGUUUGGGCCUCCCUGGCCGAGGCACGGAAUGGUGAACCGGACGGCCAGGUAAAGAUCGGCCGGGUCGACUGUACGACCGAUGGGGAUCUCUGCACGCAGCACGAUAUCACCGGCUACCCGAUGAUGAAGCUGUUCCGGAAGGGCGCAUCCGAUGGGGAAGGUGGCACCAAGUACCGUGGAGGGCGGGAUCUCGCCCUGUUCAAUGCGUUCCUGGACGAGCAGCUGUCGGUGACGGGUGACGGUGCGAAGGGCACGGAAGGGGAAGAUGGCUCCCAGGAGGAUGCCAUGCCGGACGCGCCGCCCGCACCUGUCUCGCCCCUCACCGAGCUAACGGAGGACACAUUCGCAAAGCACGUCUCUAGCGGGAAACAUUUUGUGAAAUUCUACGCACCGUGGUGCGGUCAUUGUACGAAGUUGGCCCCGACCUGGGAAGAGCUAGCCCGCAGCCUCGAGCAUGAGCGGGACAUUCGCGUGUCGAAGAUCGACUGCACACAGUACCGGCCUAUCUGUACGGACUUCGAGGUGAAGGGUUACCCAACGUUGCUUUGGAUCGAGGAUGGUAAAAAGAUUGAAAAGUACACCGGUCCCCGUACGCACGGCGAUCUCAAGCAGUACGUCGCCCGGAUGGCCGGCGGGCUGAAGGAAGACGACCAGGCGGAUAAGAAGGAGGGCACGCUGGAGGGUGGUGCCGAGCGGGACGACAAUCGGUCGGUGGUGGUGCAGCUGAGCGAGGGUGACUUUGCGCACGCGAUCGCCAAGGGCGUGACGGUGGUGAAGUUUUACGCACCGUGGUGCGGACACUGUAUGCGGCUCGCCCCGACCUGGGAGCAGCUGGCGGAGAAGCUGGCCGCCCGGGACGACGUGAAGAUUGCCAAGGUGGACUGUACGGUGGACGCGAAUAAGGAGCUGUGCGGCGAGCAGGAGGUGAACGGCUACCCGACCGUCUUUCUGUACCACGAGGGCGAAAAGGUGACCGAGUACUUUGGCCACCGGUCGCUCGACGAUCUGCACGAGUUCGUAAUGCAGCAUCUGCAGGAUAAUGGGCCACACGAUGAGCUGUAA